AUGGCAAAGCCAGCUCCAAAGCCACCGCGAUGCAGAGUGACCUUCAAGUCUCCACCUGCAGCCAGUGUCGCCAAGAGCGGAAAGACAAAGAAGGAGAAGAAAGUCCCAAAGUGUAUGGACCCACGUUUCCAGAAGGCUCCCAAAAACAAGGCACCUGUCAAGGAGGAAAAGCAUGAAAGCAAAGUGGCCAGGAAGGACAAUCGCCCAAAGAAGGAUCCAAAAGUGAAGGAAGUGACAAAGGAAGAGAAACAAAAGCGUUGUAGGGAGUCAAGCCAACAGUCACCUGCAGCCAGGCCUUCAGCCUUGAGAAAUGGGGGCAAAGCUGCUGCUGCGAGCAAAUCCAACGCGGCCAAGAACGAGAAAGACCUUAAGGACAAGAAGGAAGUGUCCAUGGGAAAGGACAAGAAAACAAAGGUUGACAAGCAUGUCAUGAGCAGCAUGCAAGCGUUGAAGCGAAAGCUUGAGGAGCAAAGGAAGGUAGAGGAGGAGGAGAGUGAUGCAUCCAGUGGUGAGGAGAGUGAUGAUUCCAUCAAUGAGCAGCUAGAGAAGUUGAUCAAACAGAAGAACGGGCAAGCUAGCGGGAAAGCUUCUGCGCCUGAGCUUGAAGAGGAAGCAGACAGCCAGUCU
Molecule: messenger RNA, 627 nt
Organism: Durusdinium trenchii
Lineage: Eukaryota; Dinophyceae; Suessiales; Symbiodiniaceae
Source: the annotation of a GenBank genome assembly